AUGGACGAUUCAGUCAGGUCUUUAAUUAGAUUUGUUAGUAGAGGAUUUUAUACUACUCCAUUUAUAUUAAUUUUAGAUGCAGUUUUAAGACAUUCAGUAUUAUCAGAAGAUGAUUUAAUCCAUUUACUUGGUAUUAAAAGAAAAGAAUUAAGAUCAUUAUGUAAUAAAUUAGUUGAUGAUAGAUUAUUAGUUAAUCAUAUACAAAGAGAAGAUAAUGGUCAACAAAAAUAUGUUACUAGAACUUAUUUUUAUAUUCAUAUAACUGAAGCAAUAGAUUCUAUCAAAUGGAAAGUUCAUUCAAUUGUAAAUCUGUUAAAACAAGAAAUGUCAACUUUUGGUAAUCCUCAAGGUUAUGUUUGUCCUCGAUGUGGAAGAAAAGUGUCACAAUUAGAUGCAAUAUCAUUAUUAAGUGAAGAUAAAACUGAGUUUAUAUGUGAUGUAUGUCAAGGUGUAUUAAUUGAAGAUGAUUCAUCACAACAAGCAGUUAUAAAACAAGAAAAAUUAGAAGAAUUAAUGUUACAAAUUGAUCCAAUUAUAAAAUUUUUAAAAAUUAUUGAUGAUUCUCAAAUUCAAGAUAAUGAUUUUGAAAGUGCUUUGUUACAAGCCAUACCAGCACAAUCAGCAACAUCAGCACAAUAUACAUUAUCUAAUAAGAUUAGUAAUAAAUCAAGAUCAAAUGCUCAAGCAUUACAAGCAGCAGCAGCAAGAUCUCAAGCUACUUUACAUGUUUCUAUAACUGCAAAUGAUGAAAAUUAUGAAAAAGAACAAGAAGAAAAAGAAAGAAGAAGACAAAAAUUAGAACAAAAUGCAUUACCUUCUUGGCAUUCAAACAGUACUGUAGGAAACAAACAAAUUGUAGAUUAUAUUAAAGAAGAAGAAGAUAAUAAUAAUGAUAUAGAAGACUCAUUAAGUAAAGAUGGUAAUACUCCAGAAAUUAAAGAAGAAAAAAUAAAAACAGAAGAAAUUGAAGAUGAUGGAAUUACAACUGAUAUAUCUUCUGAAUUACCAACUCCUGAACCAACUUCUUUGGGUGGAAACUCAGCUAACAAUACACAAUCAUUCAAUAAUAAUAAUAACAAUAAUAAUAAUAAUAAUAACUCAGAUCUAAAAGAUAAAGAAGCUCAAGAUGCAUUAGCUGCUUAUUAUGCUCAAUUAGCUGAACAAGAUGAAGAUGAAGAUGAAGAUGAUGACGACGAUGAUGAUGAUGAUGAAUUUGAUGACAUACUUUAA
This is a messenger RNA of Lodderomyces jiufengensis, 1230 nucleotides long. It is a transcript of the gene TFA1, whose product is annotated as transcription factor TFIIE subunit. Gene Ontology annotation, cellular component: transcription factor TFIIE complex. NCBI's taxonomy places the organism in Eukaryota, Fungi, Ascomycota, Pichiomycetes, Serinales, Debaryomycetaceae. The transcript has a single exon. The coding region runs from base 1 to 1230 and encodes 409 amino acids. Gene Ontology annotation, biological process: transcription open complex formation at RNA polymerase II promoter; transcription initiation at RNA polymerase II promoter. The record is from RefSeq and is a predicted model, not a curated record.